AUGACGUCUAAUGAGACGAAGCGGCCAGCCUCUGGGGCGUCGCAGCCUGUGUCUUCUGUGCGCGAACGCGACGAUGCGCAGCUACAGCGAAUGGGGAAGAAGCCCGUACUGAAGCGAAAUUUCGGAAUCCUCUCCAUCAUCGGCUUCAGUUGCACCAUUCUCGGUACCUGGGAAGGCCUGCUUGGGACCUUCACGAGCCCUCUUACAAAUGGCGGCUCUGGCGGUGCCAUCUACGCCUACAUCUUCGGCUGGAUAGGCACGUUUGCUAAUUUCGUAGUCUUGGCCGAACUGGCAUCAAUGGCUCCUACGGCAGGAGGUCAGUACCAUUGGGCAGCUAUGCUGGCCCCAGCCAAAUACAUGAAGUUCAUUAGUUUUGUCACAGGCUGGUUUGCGGUCCUCGGAUGGCAAACCGCCUUUGCCGCAAGCGCCUUCUUGACAGGAAGCAUGAUCCAAGGUGCAGCAAUCCUAGGAAACGAUGCGUAUAAUGCCCUACCCUGGCAAGCGACAUUGAUAUGCUGGUGUUCACUCACUUUAGCACUGGCUAUCAACCUGGUUGGCGGCAAGCUUCUCCCACGAGCUGAGACGUUUCUCUUGGUUGUGCACAUCGCGGGCUUCUUCGCCAUCCUGAUUCCCCUCGUCGUAAUGGCAAAACAUAAUACAAAGGAGCAAGUGUUUCUGUCUUUUCAGAACGGAGGAGGCUUCAAGACGCAGGGGCUAUCUUGGUUUGUUGGCAUGACUACUUGUGCUUUUGCCUUUGGCGGAGCUGAUGGCGCCGUUCAUAUGGCAGAAGAGAUUGAAAAUGCAUCUAGGGUCCUUCCACAGGCCCUCAUGAUUAGUGUUGGGCUGAAUGGCUGCCUUGGAUUCGGCAUCUUGACUGCCAUGUUGUUUUGCGCCAGCCCGGAUCUGGGCGGGAAGUUAGGCAAAGUCACUGGCUAUCCCUACAUGGGCAUCUUUUUGGAAGCAACCAACUCCGUAUCAGGCUCACUUGCCAUGUCUGCUAUCGUCAUCGUCAUUUAUGUCCUCGCCAUGAUGGGUCUACUGGCCGCCUCCUCUCGCCAGCUAUGGUCCUUCUCUCGAGAUAGGGGUGUUCCCGGAUGGAGAUGGUUGAGUCGGGUUUCCACAUCCCGGCAUUUGCCAGUCCACGCCAUCUUAGUCUCAGUGACUAUCUCCUGGCUAUUGGCCAUCAUCAGGAUCGGCUCCGACGUCGCCAUGGAGGAUAUCGUGUCUAUGGCAAUAUCAGGCAUCUACUUAUCCUACCUCGUAGUCACGAUACUACUUUUCAUCCGCCGGGUCCGUGGCGACAUCUCCCUUUCUAACGACAGGGACGACGAGAUUAUCAACGUUCCAGGUGCGAAGCUCGUCUGGGGUCCCUUCCGCUGCCCUGGAAUAUUAGGUAUCAUAAUCAACGGUUACGCAAUCAUCUAUAUAACCAUCAUCGUCUUCUUUAGCUUCUGGCCAUCCAAGAUGGAUCCGAAGAUUGCAGAAAUGAACUGGAGUAUCUUGGCUAUCGGCGGUGCCAUGUUUUUGGCUAUUCUAUACUACGUAUUCCGUGCUCGCCACAUCUACGCAGGUCCCGUCGUGGAAAUCUCGUUAUAA
Molecule: messenger RNA, 1596 nt
Organism: Pochonia chlamydosporia 170
Lineage: Eukaryota; Fungi; Ascomycota; Sordariomycetes; Hypocreales; Clavicipitaceae
Product: amino acid permease
Exons: 8
Coding region: 1-1596 (531 amino acids)
Biological process (GO): transmembrane transport
Cellular component (GO): membrane
Molecular function (GO): transmembrane transporter activity
Source: RefSeq, a predicted model, not a curated record